Molecule: messenger RNA, 1089 nt
Organism: Sesamum indicum (sesame)
Lineage: Eukaryota; Viridiplantae; Streptophyta; Magnoliopsida; Lamiales; Pedaliaceae
Product: ethylene-response factor C3
Biological process (GO): regulation of DNA-templated transcription; ethylene-activated signaling pathway
Molecular function (GO): DNA-binding transcription factor activity; DNA binding
Source: RefSeq, a predicted model, not a curated record
UUUCAAAAACAAUAAUAAUAUCAAAUGCAAACUCCAACUCCAACUCAAGCUAUGGACUCUUCUUUCUUCCAAUUCCAAUCCCAGAGUCAAUACUCCUUCCCGGAACGGGAAUUGCAUUCCCCUGAUUGGGAAUACGAUGAUCUUUCCCUCCCUUUCAAUGUCAAUGACUCCCAAGAAAUGCUUCUCUACGGCGUUUUGGCGCAGGGAGCUGUCAAGGAAUCGUCUGAGACUAAUUCCAAUUCGAAUUCAUCGUGUAAGGAAGAAGAAGUGAGUUCCAGAGCGAAAAGGGUUCAAGAAAAGAGGGAGAAAUCGUACAGAGGCGUCAGGAGGCGGCCGUGGGGGAAGUUCGCGGCGGAGAUAAGAGACUCCACCAGGAAUGGGGUCCGGGUUUGGCUUGGCACGUUCGACAGCGCGGAAGCGGCUGCGUUGGCGUACGAUCAAGCAGCAUUCGCCAUGAGGGGUGCCGCGGCCGUGCUGAAUUUUCCGGUGGAGAGAGUGAGGGAGUCGCUUCAAGAAAUGGAGUGCGGAGGAGCUGAAGAGGGGUGUUCGCCGGUGAUUGCUCUGAAGAGGAAGCAUUCCAUGAGGAAGAAAAAAUCUGUGAACAGGAAGAGCCGCAGUAAGAUGAGUUUGGAGGGUAAUAAUAAUAGUGAUGAGAAGGUGGAAAAUGUGGUGGUUUUGGAGGAUCUGGGGGCUGAAUAUUUGGAGGCCCUUUUGAGUUCUUCAUCUUCAUUUUCAUUUUCAUCUUCAUCUUCAUCUUCAUCUUCACCAUCAUCAUCAUCACAAAGUUGGUGAAUUAUAAUAUUAUUACAUUUUUGUCAACUUCCCAUGAUUUUCGUUUCUUGAUCAGUUCUGGUCGUUGUUCCUGUUUCCCUUUUUUUUUUUUUUUUUUUCUUGGAGAGAAUUCCCUCAAGAGAAGGGAAUUGUUGUCGGGAAGAAACUUUUGUUGUGUAUAUCAAAUGCUUUGGGUAGUUGUUGUGCGUAAGUAACGCCAUGCAUUAAUGUACAUAGUAAAGUUCUGAGCAGUCAAAUAUGCUUAUGCUGUGCAAUUUUUCAGUUCCACGCAAAAAUUGAAUGCUGUGUUUAGUAUCU